Molecule: messenger RNA, 1347 nt
Organism: Maniola jurtina (meadow brown)
Lineage: Eukaryota; Metazoa; Arthropoda; Insecta; Lepidoptera; Nymphalidae
Exons: 3
Coding region: 388-1347 (319 amino acids)
Source: RefSeq, a predicted model, not a curated record
GGCUUGCCAGGUGUCCGGCUUUAGCCGGACAUGUUAGGCUUUUUGCAGUCGCGUCCGGCCAAAUAUGUACGUGUUUGGCCUGUCCGGCUUUUGUCAGGCUUUUUGUCAGAGUGGCGAUUCGUACGACGAUGGGCGGACGAGCGCCCGACCCGAACGGACAAGGGCGAGCGGAGAGCAAACUAUCUUCCGGCCCGCGAUUCGCGCCGCGCCGCGCGUGGCGUGCGUGAGCGUGGUUACCCCGCCCCGCUGCUCGCACCGUCCGCAGACAGGUUCGCGCCCGUUAGUCUGCCCUAGGAACGCGUGGCGUUUGCGCGUGCUUGGCGUGUGUUCACGUACAAUUAAGUAUUUCAGUUAGCGGCGACCGUAUUUUUGAUCUCUCUAUUAGUCAUGUCGAAAAGAAAAUGUAUAUUUUCUGACAGUUUAAAAAGUCAAUACAAGAUGUUCAAAUCUGGCAAAGAGCCAUGGGACGCAAAAUGUGUAAUUUGUGAUCAAAUAAUUUCCAUUGCUAAUAAGGGCAAAGCUGACUUAGAAAAGCAUUUAAAUACCGAAAAACACAAAAUGAAGAUUCGUAGUACGGCAUCUACAUCAAGAAUUGAUAUUUUCAUGGAAUCCAAUGCGAACUUAAAUCUUCAACGGAGCGUUCGGGCCACAGAAGCUACUCUGGUUUAUCAUACCGUUAAACAUCACGAAUCAUUUAACUCACUAGAUUGCACAGCUCCACUUUGCAAGAGUAUAUAUCCAGAUUCGAAAAUCGCAAAAGAUGUAACCUGUUCCCGCUCAAAAGCUGAAGCUAUCCUAAAAAAUGUUUUAGGCCCAUUUGCCCAAGAAAAUAUGUUAAAAGAAGUGUCAAAAAUCAGAUACUUGAGCGUCUCCACAGAUAGUAGCAACCAUGGUGCUAUUAAGCUAUUUCCUGUGCUUAUACAAUAUUUCAACCCUGAAAAGGGAGGAAUUCAAGUUAAAUUACUGGAGCUACAGGCCUUACCGAACGAGACUGCUGAAACAAUAUCCACUUACAUACACACCAUUUUGACGGACAAAAACUUAUUGGAUAAAUUAAUAGCUUUUUCAGCGGACAACACCAAUACUAACUUUGGCGGUAGAGAGAGAAGUGGGACCAACAGCGUCUACAGUAGACUCAAAUCAGCUACUCAAAACGAUGAUAUGGUCGGUGUUGGAUGUAUUGCACAUAUCUUCAGCAAUUCCGUACAUCACGCAAUCGAAUCUUUACCAAUCUGUGUAGACAGCAUAGUGAUGCAAAUGCACAACCAUUUUGCCAGCUUCACAGUUCGUACUGAAGCUUUAAAAAAAUUUUGUUCAGAAUUGGAAAUUGAUUUUAAACAAGAAUGA